Molecule: messenger RNA, 442 nt
Organism: Hibiscus syriacus
Lineage: Eukaryota; Viridiplantae; Streptophyta; Magnoliopsida; Malvales; Malvaceae
Exons: 2
Source: RefSeq, a predicted model, not a curated record
AUGGAGCUUGAUAAUACAAAGGAAAAUAGUGUAAGCACGCCUAGGAGAAGAGAAAACGGUCUUCAUCUCAGUCCAGUUUCACCGGAUGCAUCGCUUGGCUUGCUGUAUGCUCCAGAGGAUUGGCCUAAUAAGGGUGACAUAUGGACUUGGAAGGUGGGAAGGAGAGUAGCCAUUACUGGUCAUUUCUUAGAUAGGUAUUUGUAUCCUCCAAAGCGCCUCCAAAAGCUUUUAGACUCGGGCAGGAAACGUGGUCUUGCUAACAAGCUUUCAGUCGAGCGGUAUGUCAAAAUGGUGCUCCCUGGUGCAGACAUUAAUGCAUUUUUUGCUUCGUUCAGGUGGAAAAUCCCUGCGAAGAAACAUUCUUUGACAAAUGUGGCACAGGCUUUCUCUGUUGCCCCUCCUGACGAGAAGGUAGUUCCAGUGUCUGACCCCCAGUCUGAUG